UUGAACAGUUAAGGACCUGAAUGGGUUUGGAUAUUGUGUACUUAUAAGUGAGGUGGCUUGUACAAGAUUUGCUGGAUACUCUGUGCUAUGGAUUUCGAAAGUGUUGAAAAUUCAUCUGUUAGCACGACAAGUUUUCCUUUCACUUCAAUACAACGCGACAAGUCCGAUGUAAUGUCCGAUUCUUCAAAGAAUUUCUCAAUGGAAGUUUUCAAUUUCAACAUCAGUCAAGCUGUUCUCAUACUGGAAGAACAUUUAAGCGAUCACGUAUUUGAAGGUUCCAGAAAAACAGCCCUCUUUAGUGGAUAUAUCAUCCUCAUAUUAGCUGGAGUAUGCACAAACCUUCUAGUCUCUCUGGUCAUUAUCGGAAAUUCGCGCUUGCGAGUGGCUCGCAAUUUACUUAUAGUAAACUUGAGCUUCUCGGAUCUUAUGCUGUGCUUAUUUUGCAUGCCAUUUACACUGGUAGAACUGUUGAAUCGUACUUGGAACCUCGGGUCUUUCUUGUGCAGAGGAGUGCCUUUUGUUCAAGGCAUUACUAUCUUUGUCUCCUCUGCUACUGUUUCAGCUAUUGCUAUAGACCGCCAACACGUAAUUGUAAAUUUCAGUGGUGAUAGAAAAAAGAUAGACAAGGGUAGAAGCAACAUGCUGCUGUAUACAUCGAUCCUGUGGUGCUUCUCGGUGCUUCUGUCACUUCCUAUUAUCUUCUCGAAAACUGUAACAACCGUCUCUUUGGCUGGUAUGGUGCUGUACGAGAAAUGCAUUGAACAAUGGCCAUCCAGUCACGCCAAGGCAAUGUACACCAUCCUCAUUCUUGUAGCCCAGUUCUUCAUUCCCAGCAUUGUACUGACUGUGACUCAUCUCAGAAUUAAAACUUAUUUGAACAGGAGUGUUCGAAAACAUGAUGCCAGAAGCUCACCCAGGACAUCAGAGCGUUUAAAGAAAGAACUCAAAAGAAACAACAGAGCGACCGUGGUUCUUUCUUUCAUAUCAGUUGUCUUCGCCUGUAGCUGGCUUCCGUGGAAUGCUUUCAAUCUCAUGGCAGAUUUUGAUUUGCUAUCAAACAUGCCAGCAAAUCAUUUCUAUUCGGCUUUUGCUAUCUGCCACCUCGUAGCCAUGUCAUCUAGUGUCACAAAUCCGAUAUUGUAUGGUUGGUUUAACAGCAAUGUUAGGAGAGAAUUGCGCCGAAUUAGAAUUGUCGCCACUCGUCACGUGUUUGGACCCAAGCCAAUGAAAAGCGAGCGUUCUAAUGGUACCAUGCUUUGUGAAAAUACUUACAUACGUUCUUCUGGAAGAAGAGAUAUACAAGAAAGUCACCUGUAGAUAAUUAAUUGUAAAUGAUGAAAUAACUUAGUAUACAACCACGGAAGGAGAAUUUAAAAGAACAUCUUAGCUCUCUGCCAGUUCAUGGAACCAACUGCUCUUUGCGCAUUUUCGGACAUUUUAUAAAACUUAGUUUUAUUCACAUACAUAAAAAGCUUCACAUCAAUAAACUUUCUAUCGAGCACCAACACCAAAACAAUGUAAAUCCUUAAAGGAGUAUUCGUAUUCUUUCAAAUAUUCCUAACGCUGUACAUUUGCAUUUAUAAAAACAUAUUUAUAUGAACUUCUGAAAUAAUCCAUAAAACAUUAUUCUUUCAAAAUAACUUGUUUUACAUUUAUUCAGACAAUGUUCAGUGUUAGUUCGCAAUAUAACUCUAGUUACUCUAACUGCGAUAAGUGUAUAUUGUCGGUAAUUCUAUUUUUCGAAUAAAA
Messenger RNA from Stegodyphus dumicola, 1749 nucleotides. RefSeq names its product neuropeptide F receptor-like. Gene Ontology annotation, cellular component: membrane. NCBI's taxonomy places the organism in Eukaryota, Metazoa, Arthropoda, Arachnida, Araneae, Eresidae. The record is from RefSeq and is a predicted model, not a curated record. Gene Ontology annotation, molecular function: neuropeptide Y receptor activity. Gene Ontology annotation, biological process: G protein-coupled receptor signaling pathway.